This is a messenger RNA of Scheffersomyces coipomensis, 1062 nucleotides long. RefSeq lists its product as uncharacterized. The transcript has a single exon. Gene Ontology annotation, biological process: mRNA processing. The coding region runs from base 1 to 1062 and encodes 353 amino acids. Lineage: Eukaryota; Fungi; Ascomycota; Pichiomycetes; Serinales; Debaryomycetaceae. The record is from RefSeq and is a predicted model, not a curated record.
AUGGUCACUAUAAACUAUGAACCUUUGGAGCAUUUACCUUAUCUUGAUGCAAGUAUAAGUCCAGAAGAACGAGCUCAUGUGGAACAAUUAAUAAGGAUUGAAUUAACAAAUCAAUUUGCUAAUCAAAAUCUUAAUAAUAUAAACUUUCAUCCUCCUCAACCACAACAACCCACACAACCUUCGCAACCAUCCCAAUUACAACCACAACCACAACCACCUCAAGUUCAAGUUCAAGUUCAACCUCAGUCUCAACCUAUAGAACAAUCAAUAUUAUCACCUUCACUUGAAGCUUCAUCUCAAAGAGAUGUUACUCCCACUAUAAUCGUAACUCAAAAUGAUAUACCGAAUCGUCCCUUAAUCAUCAAUAAUAAUCUGUCUCAUAGUAGCAUAACUCAAACUGGUUUGGACGAUAUUCAUAAUCAUCAUUCUACAACUCCUCUUAAUAGUUCAAGUACAAAUGAAAUCAUAUCGCCUCUUAAUGAUCAACAACAACAACAACCUCCAUUACAUCCUUUAGUAGAUCAUUUAUUACCAUUAUCCACAACUAUGCAUAGACUAAGUCCAAGUCCGUUAAUCAAUGAAGAAAUUGAACGAUAUGAAUUGGAAUUUGAAGAUGAAGAUUUCGAUGAAGAUAUUGAAGGAGAAGAUGAUUUUCAUAUCAUUAAAAAUGGUAUUGAUUUAUCAAGAUAUAAUGUUAGUGAAGGUAGUAGUAGUUCCAGUAACAAUUCUGGUUCUAAUCAAAUUCCAUCGGUAUCGGAAUUAUAUACCUCAUUAUCAUAUCAACAAUUAACAGAACGAAAUUUAAGAAUAUUACUUGAGAAUAAUGAAGAUUUAUCUCAAUUCAAUAAUGAUCAAUUACAAAAUUUACAAUCUUUACAACAAGAUUAUGUUAUAAAUGUUAAUUCUAAACGAGUUAAAUUGGAUGAUAUUAAUCAAAUUCGAAAACGGAAACAAAUGGAAUUUGGCACCGUUAAUAAUUAUCUUCAAACAAAAUGGAAAGAUGGCAUAAAAAAUGUGGUAGAAUUAGGAAUUGAAAGUUCAAGAAUAGAAGAGAAUUUAUAA